AACUGUGGACAGAUCACUGAGCGAUACGUUUAUGAAUUUUGAAGUCAGAACAUACAGACUCUGUACGGCAAAUCAAAUCAGGGAUAAGAGAACUCCAGCUUGCCCUUUACAAAGAUGGCAGCUCGCUUUGGUUCCGUCAGACUGCGGUUUGACCACGCCUUUCGACAUAAUUUCUGCUUUCUGAUUGGGCGUUUUCCAAGUCACGUGACGUUUGCCUUUUUCUCCCUCUUACCGGGUGGUUGACUAGUCCGGGCAGAGCCAGAGGUUUUUUACCGCACAGUGUUGCCAGCCGGGGGAGCGGAUAUGAGUGAGUCCCUGGUUGUAUGUGAGGUCGAUGAGCAACUCGUGGAGAAGCUUAAGAAAUUCCGUUUCCGCAAGGAGACCAGCAAUGCCGCCAUCAUCAUGAAAAUUGACAAAGACAGGCGUCUGGUUGUCUUAGAAGAAGAACAUGAGGGUAUUUCUCCAGAUGAACUCAAGGAUGAACUUCCAGAGAGACAGCCCAGGUUCAUAGUGUACAGUUACAAGUACCAGCACGAUGAUGGGAGAGUGUCGUAUCCGCUGUGUUUUAUUUUCUCCAGCCCUGUAGGGUGUAAACCAGAACAGCAGAUGAUGUACGCCGGGAGCAAAAAUAAACUUGUCCAGAAAGCUGAACUCACAAAGGUGUUUGAGAUUAGAAACACGGAGGACCUCACUGAAGAAUGGCUGAUCGAGAAGCUGGGUUUUUUCCACUAACCUGUAUUUUUUUUCUAUGUCAGCGAGCCCGAAGUAUAUUCCCUUUAUACUUCUUAAUUCUCAUUUAGACAGGAUGUCCACCCACCCUCCAAGUGUCUGUGCUGCAAAGAUGUGCAGGUUUUUUUAAAAAAAAGUUUUUCCUUCCUUAAUAUAAGGCUCCAUUCACACGUCCGCAAUUCUGUUCCGCAUUUUGUGCUGCCCGGAUCCGGAAAGGUGGACCCCCACUUCUGGAUCCACAUUUCCGUUCCUGAAAAAAAAAAAUAUAGAACAUGUCCUAUUCUUGACCACAAUUGCGGACGAGAUCAGGCAUAUUUUAUUAUAGUGCCGGCGAUGUGCGGUCCGCAAAAUGCGGAAAAGCACAUUGCCGGUGUCCAAUGUUUUGUGGAUCCGCAAAACACACACGGAUGUGUGAAUGGACCCUAAAUCUAGUGGGAAAAACUAUAUCAUGCAACACUAAACUGCUUAACUCUUUCACUGCCUGGAGGGCCUGCAGAGCCGUGUGCAGUGGAGGACGUAAGCAUUGGAAUAUCUUAUCCUGACCGCACUGGACGACAAGCGUUUAUUGUUCUGGAUUUACUAACAAGUCUACCUGAUUUAUUAGAACCAUUUAUACCUAGCACCAAGGGUAUAGACACGUACUGUGACCUGCAGCCGCCAUCUCCUGGCUGCCUUAAAGGGGUUUGCCAAAUGCAUAAUAGUGAUGAACUAGGUCAUCAGUAUGUGAUGGGUGGGGGUCUGACGCCUGCCAAUCAGCUGUUUGAAGAGGCAGUAAGCCCCACAACUUACCAAGCACAGCGCCGUACGUUGUAUAGUGGCUGUACUUGGUAU
This is a messenger RNA of Bufo gargarizans (Asiatic toad), 1560 nucleotides long. It is a transcript of the gene GMFB, whose product is annotated as glia maturation factor beta. NCBI's taxonomy places the organism in Eukaryota, Metazoa, Chordata, Amphibia, Anura, Bufonidae. Gene Ontology annotation, molecular function: Arp2/3 complex binding; actin binding. The record is from RefSeq and is a predicted model, not a curated record. Gene Ontology annotation, cellular component: actin cortical patch. Gene Ontology annotation, biological process: actin filament debranching; negative regulation of Arp2/3 complex-mediated actin nucleation. The transcript has 7 exons. Bases 304 to 732 code for a protein of 142 amino acids.